Messenger RNA from Talaromyces atroroseus, 684 nucleotides. RefSeq lists its product as hypothetical. The record is from RefSeq and is a predicted model, not a curated record. Gene Ontology annotation, cellular component: Golgi membrane; Golgi medial cisterna; SNARE complex. The coding region runs from base 1 to 684 and encodes 227 amino acids. The transcript has 3 exons. Gene Ontology annotation, biological process: vesicle fusion; endoplasmic reticulum to Golgi vesicle-mediated transport. NCBI's taxonomy places the organism in Eukaryota, Fungi, Ascomycota, Eurotiomycetes, Eurotiales, Trichocomaceae. Gene Ontology annotation, molecular function: SNAP receptor activity.
AUGGCCACAUCGACUGGCGGAGGAUGGGCUCAGCUGCGACAGCAGGCUCGGUCUUUUGAGACUCAAACCGAAUCUCUUUUCCACACAUACUCUCAAUAUGCAUCCAUGUCACAGUUGCCCCCGAAGCCGUCAGAAGAAGAGGAGCGCGUGGAAGGACAAAUCCAGACCCUUCUUGAAAAGCGUGAAUCCCUCAUCGGCCAACUUACCCGACUUCUGGAUUCAGAAGCCACUCUUACAUCCUCAGCUCUGAAACAAAACAAUCUAGCCCGACAUCGCGAGGUACUAUCGGAACACCGUCGAGAAUUAAAUCGUCUUUCAUCGAGUAUCUCCGAGGCCCGUGAUCGUGCGAAUCUUCUGUCAAACGUACGCUCCGACAUCGAUGCCUACCGAUCCUCCAAUCCGCAUGCAGCAGAAGCCGAAUACAUGCUUGAGGAACGCGGACGCAUCGAUAGCAGCCAUAAUAUGAUGGAUAGAGUUUUGUCUCAGGCAUAUGCCGUCAAUGAAAGCUUUGGCAUGCAACGUGAAACCCUCGCGAAUAUUAAUCGUCGUAUUGUUGGUGCUGCUGGACAGAUUCCUGGUGUGAACUCAUUGAUCGGCAAAAUUGGUGCCAAACGGAGACGCGAUGCUAUAAUCCUUGGCUGUUUUAUUGGCUUUUGUUUCGUGGUCUUGUUGUUUUUCGGAUAA